CGAGGAAUACAUGUUACUCGUAUGGGUUAUAUUUUGCGUAGGAAUUUAAGGGGAAUUUAUUAUUUUCAUGAUAUAAAUUACUACUACGUCGUUGAUUUGGUAAUGUUUUAAAAAUAGACAAACAAUGAACACGGUUCGGAAACUCGCCUUUUCCAAGGAAGCUUUCCCUAGAUAUGCUUACACGUCUAAAAUCGCCGAUCAACUUGACAAAAAAGGAACAUGUUAACGAUCCAUUUACCAUUCGGUUACUGACCCACCAUUGUUCUUUAGUGAUAUCAGCAUUUUCAUAAAAAGUAGCAACUUGAAAACACUUUCGGCAGAUGAAAUACAUUACAAGAAAACUCUUAAAGAAGGAGGCAGAUCGAUAAAAGCGCAGAAUGGAGAUAAAACAAGCGAGAGUAAACGUAAAUGUAUAAAUCCAAACAUCACAAUUACAACGUACGAUGACGUUCAACAGGGCAGCAUCAGCCCAGUCAAAGACAUUACCGGCGACAUUCUCAUCAUAGUAGAAGACAAUCCGAAGACAGCAGACAAAGCAUUCAAAUCCGUUAGAAGAAAAGUAGACAAAAAUGUUAUCAUCAAGAGUUGCUCUCGUGAACAAAUUUCCAUUACCAUUUGUACCACAUUGGAAAUAUUUGUGUUGCGAGUUCUGAAAAGUCGAAUAACUGCAUUACAGAUGCUUUAUGAUCAGCUUAACCCUGCCCAAUUUCAAAUCAACCAAGCUCAAACAAAAACUAGGUUGCCAAUAAAUGGAGAAAAUGGCGUUCAAGUUGAUUCAACAGUUCGCUCCAAACGACCAAUCGAAGAUGUUGGGUCAACAUCUAUCAUAAGAUCAGGAAAGAGAUUUCGAGAAAAAGAAUGUACCGGUUCGGAAAGUUGGAGUAUUUCGGAUAAACAGCGGAUCGAAAUGAUCAAGGAUACGCUUCAUGAAGCCCAUGCUUUGUACAGAAGAAGCAGAAUUUCUCAAGACGAGAGUCCUUUUGAAGAAGCUGAUGUACCCAUUCUUAGCGUCAAGCUCGCAGAAUCUCUUUAUAUCAUCGACGACAGAAUCUACGGAUGCGGUUUCAGAAAUUCAACGCUAGAGGUAUUCGUAAAUGUGUCGCAAGGUGUUAUGAGUGAUAAGGAAGUAGAGAAAAUAGGCCUUAAGGUUGGAGCUGCUGCGAAGGAGUUUGAUGUUUUCGAAACUGAAGUAAAGGUUGGAAGAUAUGAACAGGUCAACUAUUGUUCCUGCCAAGUGGGCACUAGAAUCAAGAACGACGUUGGACAGUUUGCGACACUUGGCGGUUUUGCAAGAAAGGAAGGAGAAUUGCAUGUUCUACUCGCUAGACACUUUGCCGACCCUGCACACGUUCGAUCAAUACAUUACGUUGACGGGAGAUUGGGGAAUAGAUUACUUGCACGCGUGUUGUCUGGUUCACACCGUGGUAUCUACGAUAUUUCUGUUGCAAAGGUAUCACCAAAUAUCUCUGCAAAUACAAUGUUUCGGGAUAGCGAAGGUCAGCCGAUGAAUAGUUCGUUAAUGGACAUGUCAACGGUCAAUCGCAGAGAUUUAUGUGAACGGCAUGUUCAUUUCUGGGCAGAUGAACAACAACCGAGAGUUGGAAAAAUUGUAAUCCCCGACUUCGAUGAAAGGUCGUCAGACACUCGAUAUGUUCUUAUAAAAGAACUACUGGAGUUCAGUGAAGAACACAAUGAGUUAAGACCUCGUAGAUUAUGCAAAAUGGGCCAUAGUGGAGCUAUCUUCUGUUCUGAUGACAUCGACGGGCAGUGUGUACAUGUAUGUACAAUGCUCAUGGGAUCCAUAAAUAAUCGAGACAUGGCGAACAAUCCAAAUGUGCAGGGCGAGUAUACAUCGUUUCCGCUAAACCAAGGAAUUACACAACUUAAUGAAGAGCAUGGCGGAGAUUUUCACAUCUGCUAAAAUAAAGUGAGUUCAAGACAUAAAGCAAACGAUCUCAAGAUUACAAGCAAAUACCUAGUAGGGAAUAACAAUGAGUUCAUUGACACGACUGUGUCUGAGGACAGCGUUUAUCUAUUUGACAAUUGUGUAGAAAGAAAUAAAUGUUGACAUAUGUUUUGUAGCGUUUGAUCUCGUUGCGUGGCCGUUGGUCCUUUUAUUGUUUGAUUUAACCAAAAGUGUUAUUUGGUGUACCUUUUUGCUUUAAUUGACCAUCAAUGUUGAAAAAAAACUUUUUGUUUUAAUUGUUAAUCAGUGUUGUAAAUAAAUACCUUUUGAUUUAAUUGUUGAUCAGUGUUGUAAAUAUAUACCUUUUCAUUUAAUUGUUGAUCAGUG
Messenger RNA from Mya arenaria, 2293 nucleotides. RefSeq lists its product as uncharacterized. The coding region runs from base 677 to 1921 and encodes 414 amino acids. The transcript has 4 exons. The record is from RefSeq and is a predicted model, not a curated record. Lineage: Eukaryota; Metazoa; Mollusca; Bivalvia; Myida; Myidae.